This is a messenger RNA of Psammomys obesus (fat sand rat), 1245 nucleotides long. RefSeq names its product interleukin 1 receptor associated kinase 1 binding protein 1 (gene Irak1bp1). The record is from RefSeq and is a predicted model, not a curated record. Bases 195 to 980 code for a protein of 261 amino acids. NCBI's taxonomy places the organism in Eukaryota, Metazoa, Chordata, Mammalia, Rodentia, Muridae. The transcript is spliced from 5 exons. Gene Ontology annotation, biological process: canonical NF-kappaB signal transduction; immune response.
GGCAAAACGUGCCUUCCACCUCACGAGAGAAGCCUCACCAAUCAAAACAAGCACUUGCGGGGUACACCCCGACUCCACUCCGCAGCUGCCCCGCGACAGCCAGCAGCAACGCCGCUUCCAUCCUGGCCUCCACUGCGCUGACGAGCGGCGCGCGAAAGCUGGACGUCACUCUCCGGCGUCAAUCUGGCGUUGCUAUGGCAACGCACCUGGUCCCAGCUCUGUCGCUGCAACCCGCCCCUUCAUCGCGGGUGUUCAUGGAGCUGGUUCCCUGGGCCGACCGGGGCCGGGAGAACAAUCAGAUCUCGACCGUCCGGCCCCACAACCCGCAGGCCCAGCCUGGAGCCCGCGAGGUCCACGUGAGCGGCGCGGCCGACCUCUCGGCCGGCCCCGACCGGGCCCAAGUGAUCGUGAGGGUGGCCAGCACCAAGGAGGCGGCGGCAGAGGCCAAGAAGAGCGUGUGCCGCCGCCUCAACUACAUCAUGCAGAGCCUCCAGCAGCAGGGGCUGCCGGCAGAAAAUGUAACUGUGAUGAGGGAUAUUAGAAGAAUGGAAAAUGCUUAUUAUCACAUGGAAGCUGAGGUCUGCAUUACAUUUACUGAAUUUGGAAAAAUGCAAACUAUUUGUAAUUUUCUAGUUGAAAAGCUAGAUAGCUCUGUUGUCAUCAGCCCACCUGACUUCUAUCACACUGCAGGUUCUGUUGAGAAUCUUCGACGGCAAGCCUGUCUCACUGCUGUUGAGAAUGCCUGGCGCAAAGCUCAUGAAGUCUGUGACCUCGUUGGCCAAACUCUGGGAAAACCUUUACUAAUCAAAGAAGAAGAAACAAGAGAAUGGGAAGGCCAAGUUGAUGAUCAUCAGCUAUCCAGACUCCCAGGUUCAUUAACUGUACAACAGAAAAUCAAAAGUGCUACAAUACAUGCUGCUUCAAAAGUGUUUAUUACUUUUGAGGUGAAAAGUAAAGAGAAGAAAAAAAAGCAUCUUUAAAACUCUAACUAAAACAUUCUGUGUUUGUAUUUUAAAAUCUGCUUUUAUACAUUUUAUAGUGCUUAUUUCUGUCCUGAACAUACAUGUUUUAUGGUAUACUGAUUCUCUGUAAAAUCUGCCACUUUUUGAACAUAGUCCCACAAAAAUACUUAUGUUCACUUUCUAGUUUCCAACAUGCUCUGAGAAAUACUGUAAGAAAUAAAUGUAUUAAAACAUAAUUUUGUAUACUGAGAAUUUAUAUAUCGAAAAUAAAAUUAACAAAAAA